AUGACCACUACCAUUCUCGAUCCCAAGACAAAGGAAAUGGAGGUUCACUCCUCGGCCUUGUCCAUCAGAUCCAAUAGUAUUACAAGAACAUCCAUCGCGAGUCCAUCCUCUUUUUGCCCAUCACGCAUUUUAACAAUUAAAGCUCGAGGCAUUCGUGCUUUUCGUCUCCCACUGCUAUCUCUCCAAACUGAAAUCUUAAUCUGA
Messenger RNA from Penicillium expansum, 204 nucleotides. RefSeq lists its product as uncharacterized. Bases 1 to 204 code for a protein of 67 amino acids. The record is from RefSeq and is a predicted model, not a curated record. Lineage: Eukaryota; Fungi; Ascomycota; Eurotiomycetes; Eurotiales; Aspergillaceae. The transcript has a single exon.